Molecule: messenger RNA, 1293 nt
Organism: Sipha flava (yellow sugarcane aphid)
Lineage: Eukaryota; Metazoa; Arthropoda; Insecta; Hemiptera; Aphididae
Product: odorant receptor 46a-like
Exons: 6
Coding region: 1-1293 (430 amino acids)
Biological process (GO): sensory perception of smell; detection of chemical stimulus involved in sensory perception of smell
Cellular component (GO): plasma membrane
Molecular function (GO): olfactory receptor activity; odorant binding
Source: RefSeq, a predicted model, not a curated record
AUGUUCGGUGACCGUAUGCCGCGUAACGUUGUCGCCAGGGCGAACGUCGACGAAGACGACGACGGCGGCGGCCGGACCGCGAUGGACGUGGAACUGUUCCGGGUGAUCGGGCUGAUGCGGCUGGUGCGGCCGGCGCGCGGCCGUACCGACCGGUGGUACCGGGCAGCGGUCGCGGGCCUGGUGCGGCUGGCGUUCGUGUUGCAGGGCACGCAGGUGGUCGGGCUGUACUUCGCGCUCAACGACUUCCAGCGGUUCGCCAACAUGGCCGUGCUGCUCAUCAGCGGUCUGAUGAGCCUGUACAAGGGCCACGUGCUGGCCGCGAACGCGGCACGCGUGUGGGACACGCUGCGCGUGACGCGGUUCGCGUACGUGACGUGCAGCGGCCGGGACGCGGGCCGGCUGCGGCGGACCGGCGACGCGCUGCGGCCGCUGCUCCGCGCGUUCUACGUGUUCAGCUACCUGACGCUGGCCAUGUGGAUAUCCAUGCCGUGCUUCAUGCACGACCGCGUGCCCAUGGCCGCGCCCGACGGCACCGUGGCCGAGUACCGCAUGACCGUCAACAACCUGUGGAUACCGGUGCCGCCGGCCGUCUACAACGCGCCCGCCGUCUGGGCGCCGGUGUACGCGGUCGAGGCGUUCAUGGUGUCCGCCAACGUGUUCGUCUGGGUGCUGUUCGACUGCUACCUGAUCACCAUGUGCUUCGUGCUCAACGCCCAGCUGCGCACCAUGUCGGCCGCGUACGAGAAGCUCGGCGUCCACGGUCCGGCGGGUGUUCGAGCGGAAAAAAAUGAAAUGAAAUUGAAUUAUUACGAUGAUUUGAUUGAACACAUAAAAGAUAGUCAACGAAUAAUGAAGAAAUUGGACGACUUUUUCGACAUUGUACGACCAGUGGUCCUAGUCCAAAUAGUGAAUGGAUCAUUUUCAGUUGUUACACUAAUGUUUAUCCUCUCAUUGUUAUAUAUUAUGGGUUGGUCAGUUGUAUCACCGCCAUUUUUGAAAUUUUCUGCCGGUUUCAUAUCGCUCACCAUGCAACUGUACAUCUACUGCUACGCAUUCAACUACAUAGAAACAGAAAAAUGUUCGAUGAAUUUUGGAUUGUACUGCAGCAAUUGGACUGAGAUGGAUUUGAAAUUCAAAAAAACCGUAUUGUUGGCGAUGAACUUAAACUCGGCUCAUAAUCGGCAGAUGAAAGUGUCACCGACGUCCAUCAUAAAUUUAGCGAUGUUCGCUAGGGUGAUGAACAUGUCAUAUUCAAUAUUGCCUGUAUUGUUAAAUGUAAGUACUGGAAAAUAA